CUCAUCGAAGAAGGACGUUCUUGGUAAACAUGAAUUUCGUGCAGGAAAAUAAUCACGUUCUCUACCUGUGGAGUGGAGCGGUGGGUGGCGAAAUUGAAAAGGAAGUCAACGACAUUAAGUCCAUUCCUAAGGUAAAGGUUAAUGUGGAAAAUGUGGAACGUCUGCAACUCGCGGAAUACGGAGGGUCCCAAUUCGAUGUAAUCUUAGCCAACGUUUCCACCGGUAAUUCCACGCUCAUCACACACCUAGUGAAGCUACUCAAACCCAAGGGUAAAGCGGUGUUCAAGGAUGAUACGACGGCGAACGCCGAAUUGGCACGUUCUAAUCUGCUGCUUGCUGGAUUUAUCAACAUCACUGCAUCGGACAACAAAGUGUAUGUGGCCGAGAAACCGAGCUACGAAGUGGGAUCAGCUGCGAAGCUUUCUUUCGCUAGCAAAUCGAAGGUCGCCGCGGUAUGGAAGUUGGACGCCGAUGAGGAGGAGGAGCGCAUCGACGAUGAAGAACUCCUGGAUGAGGAAGAUAAAGCCAAACCAACGGAAGAAUCCCUCAGAGUUUGUGGAACGACGGGCAAAAGAAAGGCAUGCAAAGAUUGUUCAUGCGGGCUUGCGGAAGAACUGGACGCGGAAGCGAAAGGAAAAGCUAUUACGGAUCCAUCACCUAAAUCGUCCUGUGGAAGCUGUUACCUGGGAGAUGCAUUCCGUUGUGCAACUUGUCCUUACCUCGGAAUGCCAGCGUUCAAACCGGGUGAGAAAAUCGUUCUUACCGAUACUCAAAUGCAGGCGGAUAUCUAAAGUGUUCUUUAAAGCAUGAGUAAGCAGAACGUAUUAAAGGGUUCGAGUAUGUAAGCGUGAUAAGACAGUUAAUAAAUACUACUGGUGUUUAC
This is a messenger RNA of Anopheles coustani, 883 nucleotides long. It is a transcript of the gene CIAPIN1, whose product is annotated as anamorsin homolog. NCBI's taxonomy places the organism in Eukaryota, Metazoa, Arthropoda, Insecta, Diptera, Culicidae. Gene Ontology annotation, biological process: iron-sulfur cluster assembly. The transcript is spliced from 5 exons. Gene Ontology annotation, cellular component: cytoplasm. The record is from RefSeq and is a predicted model, not a curated record. Bases 30 to 791 code for a protein of 253 amino acids. Gene Ontology annotation, molecular function: iron-sulfur cluster binding.